AUGGCUAAGAUCAAGAAGAAGGGUACCUCUGGCCAGGCCAAAAACUACAUCACCCGCACCCAGGCCGUGCGGAAGCUUCAGAUCUCGCUGCCGGAUUUCCGCCGACUAUGCAUCUUCAAGGGAAUCUAUCCCCGCGAGCCUCGGAGUAAGAAAAAGGCCUCCAAGACAUCCACCCCGAACACGACCUUCUACUACACCAAGGACAUCCAGUACCUGUUGCAUGAGCCGCUGCUCAACAAAUUCCGCGAUCAAAAGGCCCUUGCAAAGAAGAUCGCCCGUUCCCUCGGACGGGGAGAAGUCAGCGACGCUGCGCGCUUGGAGAAGAACCAUGCGCCGAAGCUCACCUUGGACCAUGUCAUCAAAGAGCGCUACCCAACCUUUAUCGACGCCCUCCGCGAUCUGGAUGAUGCACUGUCGCUUCUGUUUCUGUUCGCCACUCUUCCCUCCGAUACCCACGUUCCUCCCAAGACCAUUGCGCUGUGCCAACGUCUCUGCCACGAGUUCCAGCACUAUCUGAUCACCACCAAUUCGUUGCGGAAAUCAUUCCUGUCGAUCAAAGGUAUUUAUUACCAGGCCACUAUCCAGGGCCAGGACAUCAUGUGGCUGGUGCCGUACCGCUUUGUGCAGCGCGUGAACGCAGAUGUCGAUUACCGCAUCAUGGCGACCUUCGUGCAGUUCUACACCACACUGCUGGGUUUUGUCAACUACCGACUCUACUCCGCGAUUGGCCUGCGGUAUCCCCCCAAGUUCGACACUCGCAGCGACGAGAACGGAGCCGAGUUGGCAGCAUUUACUCUGGAGGGCCGGACGGUAGGCGAGACACCGAAAGCGCUCGAAGCACCCAAGGCCCAGAGCAAUGGCAAUUCGACCAAGGAAGUUUCCCGCGAGAUUCAGGCCAAGGUCGACAAGGUCAUCAAGAAUGCGGGCCUCGACCAAACCAAGGACGAGCAGCCUGUCGAGUCGACCGAGGAGACGAGUGACUCCAUUGACCGAUUUGAGCCUGCGGCCCCCGAAGCCGACACCCUGCCCCAGCCCGAUCUGAGCAGUGGGGAGGCCGGCUCCAUGUUCGCCCCGUUUACGUUCUACAUUUCCCGGGAGGCACCCAAGGCGCCCCUCGAGUUUCUCCUGCGCGCGUUUGGCUGCAAGCGAAUUGGUUGGGACGCUGUUCUGGGCGAUGGGGCUUUCACGCACGACGAGACCGACCAACGCAUCACCCACCAGAUUGUGGACCGACCCCAGCUCCCGGAGGGUUCACUGCCUGCUGUUCCUGCUGCCGCGGAAGAUGACGCCACCCCGAAGGUCAAGCCUGGCACCCGGAUCCCCGGCCGGACCUACGUUCAACCCCAGUGGGUGUGGGAUUGCCUUAACGAUGGCAAGCUUCUGCGCGCAGAUCUAUAUGCUCCUGGCGCCACACUUCCGCCUCACCUGAGCCCCUGGGUGAAGGCUACUCGCGGCGCCUAUGACCCGCGCGCUAGUCUGGCCGCGCAGGAAGAGGAAGGCGAGGCAGAGAUUGCUGCCGAGGCCGGCGAUAGCGAUGAAGAGAUGGAGGAUGAGGCUGCUGAGGAGGAGAAGGCGCCCGCCGACGAGUCCGAGGAGGAGUCUGUCGAUGGUGGUAUGGAUGUCGCUGGUACUGAUGACGACGAGGAGGAGAGUGCCAGCGAUGCAGAGGAAGAAGACGAAGACUUCGGCGGAUUCGAGGAGAAUGAAGCCGCGUCGGAAUCCGAAGAUGACGAUGAGGCCGCUCGGACGCAGCACCAGCGGGAGCUGGAAGCCGAAGCAGCAGGUCUGCCGUUCUCGUCGAACGGUGCCACGGACGAAGCAACCAAGAAGAAGUCUUCGCAGUCGAAGAAGCUGGCCGCUAAGAAGCGCCAGGAGGAGGAAGAGCUCGAGAGGCAGAAGAUGAUGAUGAGCCGCAAGAAGCGCAAGCUGUUGGAGAAGAUGAUGUACUCGAACAAGAAGCAGUCGGAUGAGGCGGCGAAGCUUCGGUCGAAGAGGCGCAAGAUCGAGAAGGGUGCGAAAGAGUGA
Messenger RNA from Penicillium lagena, 2025 nucleotides. It is a transcript of the gene nop7, whose product is annotated as mRNA-binding ribosome synthesis protein NOP7. Gene Ontology annotation, cellular component: nucleolus; PeBoW complex. Bases 1 to 2025 code for a protein of 674 amino acids. The transcript has 3 exons. Gene Ontology annotation, molecular function: RNA binding. Gene Ontology annotation, biological process: ribosome biogenesis; maturation of LSU-rRNA from tricistronic rRNA transcript (SSU-rRNA, 5.8S rRNA, LSU-rRNA). The record is from RefSeq and is a predicted model, not a curated record. NCBI's taxonomy places the organism in Eukaryota, Fungi, Ascomycota, Eurotiomycetes, Eurotiales, Aspergillaceae.